AGUAUGAGUUUGUGGACAAAAAUUUUUACAAGUGAAAGUGCUUUCUAGAUUAGAAGUGAACUUUUGAUGGAUUAUUGAAUUGACCUAACUGGUCCUCGCUGAAUUCAUUAAACAUAGCCAAACCUUACACUAAUUUUACAGUUUUGUGAAAAUUAAUUUUGAACAGAAUUCAUUCUGCUCGUGAAAUUGAUUUUUGUUGCCCUACCCACUGGUUUUCACAAUUGUCAUUCUCACAUGUCAGUGUUCUUAUAAAGUGUGCAUUGUGCGUUCAUUUGUUUUUCACUGCAUACCUAUGGAAGAUAAACAAGUGAGCCAGCUGUUUGUGUUGCCGGUAAAAACUAACCAUUAUAUCACUUAAUUUGGUUAGAAUGUUUAAAGCUAUUAUCAAGUCAAAAAAUUUAAUUCCGUCAAGUUCUCAGCAUCAAGUCAAGUCAAAAAUUUUACCUCCCAUAUCAUUCAAUUCAAAAGUUUCAUCUCUUAAUUUUUCAUUUUCUAGUCUUCAUUUUAUCAUGAAUCUAUUAGCUUUCAAAUACUUAUUAACUUUGUACUUCUUUCUCAAUGCCUUCAUCAAUUUUUGUUCUGGUCGCCGAAGAAACAUUAAAAAAGACGAGGGCGCAGAUGUUAUGAUCAGUUGUAACGUCGAUAUAAGUCAAGAGGAUGAUAUUGAUUUAUCUGUAGUUUGGAAAAAAGACGAUGUGACUCUCAAGCUUCACGAUAAUCCUCAUUAUUACUACCAUUCCAACAACGCUAGCUUAGUAAUAAAACAAAUCACAGUCAAUGAUAUUGGCUCCUAUCAGUGUUUUGCGGAUACUGAUUCUGGUCCAAUAGGUGAACCAACUCAUUUGCAAGUCAAAGAAAAACUCAAGUUCGUUGAUCCUCAAAUUGAUAAGAAACUCGAGUUAAGUUCGGUCUCGAAACUUUCUUGUAAAACAAGAGGACAUUUGACACCAACAGUAUAUUGGGAAAAAAAUGGCUUGAAGCGACUUCCUGGCCAUAUUACACAAAAGAAUGGAACCUUAAUAUUCAAUGGUGUUCUUUCGACGGAUGCAGGAAAAUACACAUGUUUUGCCAGUGAUUCAGUCACCUCUAUCCAAACAACUGUUAAUGUUGAAGUUGGUCGAGCUCCCAAAUUCACUCACACACCACCAAAGCAAUUAGAAGUAACCUCUGGAUCAACGGUUCUACUUGAAUGUAGAGCCGAGGGUGAUCCAUUGCCUAUCAUUCACUGGGACAAAAAUAAAAUGCGAGAUUUCACCGAUGACCGGGUUAAAACAUUUCCUAAUGGUUCAUUGGUAAUUUUUGAUGCUACACCCAUUGAUCAAGCCAGAUAUGGUUGCAUUGCAGGCAACUUGAAAGGUUUCGAACGAGCUGAGGUUGAUCUUGUUGUCAAAAUAUCAGAGCUUUCUGAACAUGAAUCGGAAGCAAGAAUGACUAAAACCAUGAUGAUCACUGUCGGUGGAGUUACACUUUAUAUGGUUUUAGUUAUAGUUUUGGUAAUUUGGUACCGUGUUAGAAAUGAAAGGAGAAAAGCUGCAGCUUUAAUUUAUAGUCAAAAUGGAAGCAAACCAGACAUUUCGGGGCUAGAAAUGAAAGAAAGGUCGAUUAAACUCAAAGCUGAUCCUGAUACUCAAAGCACGGAAGAUGUUAGAGAAAGCUUGAAGAACAGCAUAGAAUAAACAAAUAAUUCCCAUUCUUUCGAGUCAUUGACAAAUUCAUCAACAAUAAUUCUGUUAAAAUUGCCAAAUAUAGAAAGCUUUUACUCACGUUAGAUCGUUUCAUUUGGAGAGUUGCUGCUUCGACCUGAUGAUACUUCAGAAUCUGGAGUCUCAUUGCUAAUAAUCCAACUGCCGUGAUCUUAUUCAAUUUUUAUACCUCUUCCUUGGUGCUAACUGCUUAACAAAACUGUUUAAAUUAACUUUCUAAACGAUGAAAACCAAAGGCCAUGCGAUAUCGGUGAACGAUUAGUUUAAUUAGUUAACAAUGAUCAACUUAAAUACAGUUUAUUAUUCAAGACACGCCAUCUUACAGACUUUUCGAUUUAUUUUAUUUAGAUAUCCUGUAAAUUCCAUCUACCAAUUUUCACAAGCUCAAUUUUCAAAUUGUAAUUUUUGAUGAACAAUUUUUUUAAUCAAACUGUA
This is a messenger RNA of Tetranychus urticae (two-spotted spider mite), 2138 nucleotides long. Its product is annotated as tyrosine-protein kinase-like otk. Lineage: Eukaryota; Metazoa; Arthropoda; Arachnida; Trombidiformes; Tetranychidae. The record is from RefSeq and is a predicted model, not a curated record. Gene Ontology annotation, biological process: cell-cell adhesion.